AUGUCUGUCCGGGACGACCCCACCCGCAGCCGAGCCCUCCCCCGCUCCGUGUGCCGCGGCGAGGGGCUUCUCUACCGACCCGACUGGGGGCAAAAAAGCGAGAACUUUUUAAGGAGAAACCGCUCGUCCCAAAUGAUCCCACCAGCCAUGUCAGUCCGGUGCCGAAUGUCGGGGCUGGCGGUGGGACUGUACAUCAUCCUGCUCCUCAGUCCCGUUACUGGUGCCCAGAGCGAGGAGCGUGAGUGUGCCUUCAACGACCAGCAGCAGCAGUAUGAGGAGCAGCAUGUGGCAGGAGGAGGAGCAGGAGGAGGAGGUGGAGGAGGAGGAGGAGGAGGAGCAGGAGGAGGAGGAGACUGGCCUAUGACCAGAGGGAAUAGUACUAUACGCUGCAGUACGGGCUCUCGAUGCUAUGGCCUGUGGGAGAAGACUAGAGACGGAGAGACACACCUGGUCAAACAGGGUUGCUGGACUCACAUCGGGGACCAGCAGGAGUGUCAUGACGACCGUUGCGUGGUUACGACCACUCCGUCUCAGAUUCAGAACGGGACCUACAGGUUCUGCUGCUGCAGCACCAACAUGUGUAACGUCAACUUCACCGAGGACUUCCCCCCGCCCAGCCCCACCUCUGCACAGCUAUACCCUCGGCCGCUGUACCGCGAGGAGACCAUCGCGAUCGCCCUGGCGUCUGUCUCCAUAGUAGCGGUGCUGAUUGUGGCGCUCUUCUUCGGGUACCGCAUGCUGAGUGGAGACAGGAAACAGGGACUACACAACAUGGACAUGAUGGAGGCAGCAGCCUCAGAGCCCAGCCUCGACCUGGACAGCCUUAAACUACUAGAGUUGAUUGGUCGUGGGCGGUAUGGCUCAGUGUAUAAAGGUUCUUUAGAUGAGCGUCCCGUGGCGGUCAAGGUGUUCACCUACCAGAACCGCCAGAACUUUGUUAACGAGCGAGCCAUCUACCGUGUCCCCCUGCUGGAGCAUGAUAAUAUCGCACGAUUCAUCGUAGGAGACGAGAGACUCACAGCCGACGGACGCGUGGAGUACCUGCUGGUCAUGGAGUACUACCCUCAUGGUUCUCUGUGUCAGUACCUGAGUCUGCAGACAGGAGACUGGGUCAGCUGUUGUCGCCUCACACACUCUGUCACACGGGGGCUGGCCUACCUGCACACUGAGCUGCUGAGAGGAGACAUCUACAAGCCAGCCAUAUCUCACAGGGACCUAAACAGCAGGAAUGUUCUAGUUAAGAACGAUGGGACGUGUGUGAUCAGUGACUUUGGUCUGUCCAUGAAGCUGACGGGGAACAGACUGGUCAGACCUGGAGAAGAGGAGAGCGCUGCCAUCAGCGAGGUGGGAACGAUCCGCUACAUGGCCCCAGAGGUUCUGGAGGGGGCGGUGAACCUGAGGGACUGUGAGUCGGCUCUGAAGCAGGUGGACAUGUACGCCCUGGGCCUCGUCUACUGGGAGACCUUCAUGAGGUGUACUGACCUCUUCCCAGGAGAGGCGGUGCCCGACUACCAGAUGGCGUUCCAGGCCGAGGCAGGGAACCACCCCUCCUUUGAGGACAUACAGGUCCUGGUGUCCAGAGAGAAAGAGAGACCCAAGUUCCCUGAGGCCUGGAAGGAGAACAGCCUGGCGGUACGUUCCCUGAAGGAGACCAUGGAGGACUGCUGGGACCAGGAUGCUGAGGCCAGACUGACCGCUCAGUGUGCAGAGGAGCGAAUGGCUGAACUGCUGCAGAUCUGGGACCGGACCAAGUCUGUCAGCCCUACGGUUAACCCCAUGACCACCACACUGCAGAACGAGAGGACCAAGUCUGUCAGUCCUACGGUUAACCCCAUGACCACCACACUGCAGAACGAGAGGAACCUGUCUCACGGCCGCAGGGGUCCUAAAGUCAGCCCCUACCCCGACUACUCCUCGUCCUCCUACAUCGAGGACCACGAGGGCCGCACGGUGAAGAACCUCCCCGGUGGAGACACCUCUAUGUCGUGGACCUCCUCCGUCGGCAUCCUAGGGGGAACCAACAGUGCUGGCCCAGAGAAGAACCGAAACUCCAUCAACGCUGAGCGGCAGCAGGCCCGUCCGCCCAGCCCGGAGAGCAGCGGCGCCAGCCUCUCCUCCACCACCGCCAUGACCUCCAUCUCUGAGUCAGGACACGGGGAGGACUCCUCCAGCACACUAGGUGGAGCUGUGUUGGUGCCGGUGUGUCUGCAGUUGCCCCAGAAGGACUCAUCCGGCCCACUAGGUGGCGCUGUGCUGGGGCUGGUGGUGCCGGUGUGUCUGCAGCUGACCCAAGAGGACUUGGAGACCACCAAACUGGACCCUAAAGAGGUUGACAAGAACCUGAAGGAGUCUUCUGAUGAGAACCUUAUGGAGCACAGCCAGAAACAGUUCUCUGCUCCAGACCCCCUCAGCUCUGGGUCUUCCUCCUUGCUCUACCCUCUCAUCAAGCUGGCUGCGGAGGUGACUGGGGCCGGGGCCCAGGGAGGGUCUGGGACCGGGGCCAGUGGGAUGGGGGACCCUCCAGCUACUAUGUUCCCCCUGCCCAAACAGCAGAACCUCCCCAAGCGGCCCACCAGCCUACCACUCAGCACCAAGGCCAAGCAGGGCUCUGGUUCCUCCUGGCUGAAGUCUAACCUGAGGUCCAAUCUGAAGCAGGUAGAGACGGGCGUGGCCAAGAUGAACACGGUCGCCCCGGCGGCAGAGCCACGCCUUGUUAACGUUACCAACAACGGAACAUCCGGGGUAGGGGUGAAUGGGGUGCGGAGCGGGACUGGCGUGUUGGUCGUCAAUGGCUAUCUGAACGGAGGUGUGGCCUCUUCAUCUGGAGGCGGAGCUCCGUACGGGAUGACCAAUCUGGCGGGCUUCCAGAGUGAGGUUGGCGGAGUAGCCCGCCCGUUACAGACCCCGCUCGGCGGCGAGGAUAGUCGACUCAACAUCAACUCCAGUCCUGACGAACACGAACCACUGCUGAGGAGAGAGCAGCCCACCGCAUGUGACCAGAGACCAACCAAUCACCUGGCGGGACGCACCAACACCAACACCAACACCAACAACAACAAUAACAGUCUGCUGAUGGGCCUGGCGAGCAGAGGGAUCACAUGUCCUCCUGUAGAUGCACGGCCUGAGUCCCUUGCUUUUGUCCCUACCCCCACCCCUAAACCUGUCCCUACCCCCACCCCUAAACCUGUCUCUGUCUCCACCCCUAAACCUGUCUCUGUCCCUACCCCCACCCCUAAACCUGUCUCUGUCCCUACCCCCACCCCUAAACCUGUCUCUGUCCCUACCCCCACCCCUAAACCUGUCUCUGUCCCUACCCCUAAACCUGUCUCUGUCCCUACCCCCACCCCUAAACCUGUCUCUGUCUCUACCCCCACCCCUAAACCUGUCUCUGUCCCUACCCCCACCCCUAAACCUGUCUCUGUCCCUACCCCUAAACCUGUCUCUGUCCCUACCCCCACCCCUAAACCUGUCUCUGUCCCUACCCCCACCCCUAAACCUGUCUCUGUCCCUACCCCUGUCUCUGUCACUCCUCAUGUCCCUGUCACUACCCCUGUCUCUGUCCCUACCCCUGUCUCUGUCACUCCUCAUGUCCCUGUCACUGUCCCUGUCUCUGUCCCUACCCCUGUCUCUGUCACUCCUCAUGUCCCUGUCACUGUCCCUGUCUCUGUCCCUACCCCCACCCCUACACCUGUCUCUGUCCCUACCCCUGUCUCUGUCACUCCUCAUGUCCCUGUCACUCCCCCUGUCUCUGUCCAUCUCCCUGUCUUUGCUCCUAUAUCAGCAACAACAGUCCCAGAGCCCCAGCAGGAGGCUGCCCAGCUCCGACAGCCCAAACCCAGACGACCUGAGAGACCCUGCUCCCUGGACCUCUCUGCCUCCCUGGACCUCUCUGCCUCUUCACACAACAGCUCCUCAGGUGACGGCUCGUCACUGGACGACCAGGGAGGGUCAGGUGAGAAGAUCAAGCGUCGCGUCAAGACACCGUACUCCCUGAAGAGGUGGCGUCCCACCACCUGGGUGGUCUCCACGGAUACCCCGGUGGGCGUGGUGAACAACAAGGACGCUGCCAAGGCUCCUCGCUCCAAGUCCUCCACUGCUGUCUACUUGGUGGGGGGCGGGACUACCACCGCUGCCAUGACUUCUGACCCCUGUGACCCUGGCAUUACCUGCCUGUGAACCCUGACCCCUGUGACCCUGGCAUUACCUGCCUGUGAACCCUGACCCCUGUGACCCUGGCAUUACCUGCCUGUGAACCCUGACCCCUGUGACCCUGGCAUUACCUGCCUGUGAACCCUGACCCCUGUGACCCUGGCAUUACCUGCCUGUGAACCCUGACCCCUGGGACCCUGGCAUUACCUGCCUGUGAACCCUGACCCCUGUGACCCUGGCAUUACCUGCCUGUGAACCCUGACCCCUGGGUGUGUGGCUAGAGGGAGUGGCCAGAGAAGUGUGGUCAUAAGCGCCAGCUGAUGAGCCAAAAUAGCUGAUUACUAACUAACUCUUAUGUGGACAGCUACUUCAGUGACUUUAACAAAUUAACAAAUUAACUGGCUACUUCCGAUUUUAAGAAACCCACUGAGGAGGGUGUGGCCAGAGAAGGACUGCGUCUACAGAAGGCUACAUUGAGGAGGGUGUGGCCAGAGAAGGACUGUGUCUACAGAUGGCUACAUUGAGGAGGGUGUGGCCAGAGAAGGACUGUGUCUACAGAUGGCUACAUUGAGGAGGGUGUGGCCAGAGAAGGACUGCGUCUACAGAUGGCUACAUUGAGGAGGGUGUGGCCAGAGAAGGACUGUGUCUACAGAAGGCUACAUUGAGGAGGGUGUGGCCAGAGAAGGACUGUGUCUACAGAAGGAUACAUUGAGGAGGGUGUGGCCAGAGAAGGACUGUGUCUACAGAUGGCUACAGCUGUGUCUCAAAUUGACCCUAUUCACUAUAUAGUGCACUACCUUUGCCCAUGGCAGCAUGCUCUAGUAUUCUGAGUUUCCUGGGUACCAUUCUGUCAGGAGAAGAAACGAUGUGAAAUGAAUCAAAGAAAGAUAAUCAAUUAGCAAGAAAGAAGCAUUUCUAAAAGGUUUCUUUACUUUGAAGAACUUGCUUUAAACAGAACCUAGCUAUGCUAAAGCAACAUUGGCUUUAAAUGCUGUCCCAUUAUACCUGCUGUCCCAUUAUAAAUGCUGUUCCAUUAUAAAUGCUGUCCCAUUAUAGGUGCUGUUCCAUUAUAAAUGCUGUCCCAUUAUAUGUGCUGUGCCAUUAUAUGUGCUGUGCCAUUAUAUGUGCUGUCCCAUUAUAAAUGCUGUCCCAUUAUAAAUGCUGUUCCAUUAUAAAUGCUGUCCCAUUAUAAAUGCUGUCCCAUUAUAUGUGCUGUGCCAUUAUAUGUGCUGUCCCAUUAUAAAUGCUGUCCCAUUAUAAAUGCUGUUCCAUUAUAAAUGCUGUCCCAUUAUAAAUGCUUUUCCAUUAUAAAUGCUGUCCCAUUAUAUAUGCUGUCCCAUUAUAUCCAGUGCCUUGCAAAAGUAUUCAUCCCCCUUGGCGUUUUUCCUAUUUUGUUGCAUUACAACCUGUAAUUUAAAUAGAUUUUUAUUUGGAUUUUAUAUAAUGGAUAUACCCAAAAUAGUCCAAAAUGUUGAAGUGAAAAAAUUACUUGUUUCAAAAAAUACAAAAUGGAUAAGUGGUAUGUAUUCACCCCCUUUGCUAUGAAGCCCCUAAAUAAGUUCUGGUGCAACCAAUUACCUUCAGAAGUCACAUAAUUUGUGAAAUAAAGUCCACCUGUGUUCUGAAAGGCCCCAGAGUCUGCAACACCACUAAGCAAGGGUCAACACCAAGCAAGCAGCACCAUGAAGACCAAGGAGCUCUCCAAACAGGCCAGGGACAAAGUUGUGGAGAAGUACAGAUCAGGGUUGGGUUAUAAAAAAAUAUCAGAAACUUUGAACAUCCCACGGAGCACCAUUAAAUCCAUUAUAUAAAAAUGUAAAGAAUAUGGCACCACAACAAACCUGCCAAGAGAGGGCUGCCCACCAAAACUCACGGACCAGGCAAGGAGGGCAUUAAUCAGAGAGGCAACAAAGAGACCAAAGAUAACCCUGAAGCCAUUGCUUAAAGAAAAAAACAAGCAAACACGUUUGGUUUUCACCAAAAGGCAUGUGGGAAACUCCCCAAACAUAUGGAGGAAGGUACUCUGGUUAGAUGAGACAAAAAUGUAGCUUUUUGGCCAUCAAGGAAAACAUUAUGUCUGGAGCAAACCCAACACCUCUCAUCAUCCCGAGAGCACCAUCCCCACAGUGAAGCAUGGUGGUGGCAGCAUCAUGCUGUGGGAAUGUUUUUCAUCGGCAAGGACCGGGAAACUGGUCAGAAUUGAAGGAAUGAUGGAUGCCGCUAAAUACAGGGAGUUUCUUGAGGGAAACCUGUUUCAGUCUUCCAGAGAUUUGAGACUGGAACGGAGGUUCACCUUCCAGCAGGACAAUGACCCUAAGCAUACUGCAAAAGCAACACGCAAGUGGUUUAAGGGGAAACAUUUAAAAUGUCUUGGAAUGGCCUAGUCAAAGCCCAGACCUCAAUCCAAUUGAGAAUCAUCUGUGGUAUGACUUAAAGAUUGCUGUACACCAGCGGGACCCAUCCAACUUGAAGGAGCUGGAGCAGUUUUGCCUUGAAGAAUGGGCAAAAAUCCCAGUAGCUAGAUGUGCCAAGCUUAUAGAGACAUACCCCAAGAGACGUGUAGCUGUAAUUGCUGCAAAAUGGGGCUCUACAAAGUAUUGACUUUGAGGGGUGAAUAGUUAUUGAUUGGACAUGAUUUGGAAAGGCACACACCUGUCUAUAUAAGGUCCCACAGUUGACAGUGCAUGUCAGAGCAAAAACCAAGCCAUGAGGUUGAAGGAAUUGUCCGUAGAGCUCCGAGACAGGAUUGUGUCGAGGCACAGAUCUGGGGAAGGGUACCAAAACAUUUCUGAAGCAUUGAAGGUCCCCAAGAACACAGUGGCCUCCAUCAUUCUGAAAUGGAAGAAGUUUGGAAACACCAAGACUCUUCCCAGAGAUGGUCGCCCGGCCAAACUGAGCAAUCGGGGGAGAAGGGCCUUGGUCAGGGAGGUAACCAAGAACCGAUGGUCACUCUGACAGAGCUCCAGAGUUCCCCUCUGGAGAUGGGAGAACCUUCCAGAAGGACAACCAUCUCUGCAGUACUCCACCAAUCAGGCCUUUUAUGGUAGAGUGGCCAGAUGGAAGCCACUUCUCAGUAAAGGGCACAUGACAGCCCACUUGCAGUUUACCAAAAGGCACCUAAUGGACUUUCAGACCUUAGGAUACAAGAUUCUGGAGGCUGUAAUCGCUGCCAAAGGUGCUUCAACAAGUACUGAGUAAAGGGUCUGAAUACUUAUGUAAAUGGGAUAUUUCAGUUUUUGCAAACAUUUAUAAAAACAAUUUUUUUGCUUUGUCAUUAUGGGAUAUUGUGUGUAGAUUGAUGAGGGGAAAAAAAUAUGAAAUUAAUUUUAGCGUAAGACUGUAACGUAACAAAAUGUGGAAAAUGUCAAGUGGUCUGAAUGCCCUGUAUCUGCCUGUAUCUGCUGUUCCAUUAUAUUUGUUGAGGCACUUUUUUUUAAACAAAUAAUCACCUAGUGAAGUCGUUGUGUGACCUGGGAUCAGGUUAAAGGUUAAAGGUUCAAGAGUGGUCUUUAAACAUUAAGAGGAGAAGAAGAAAAUGGAUUGAUCUAACGAUCAGUAAUAACAUGCUUCCCAAAUGGCACCCUAUAUAGUGCCAUAGGGCUCUGGUCUAAAGUAGUGCACUACAUAGGGAAUAGGGUUCUAUAGGGCUCUGGUCUAUAGUAGUGCACUAUAUAGGGAAUAGGGUGCCAUAGGGCUCUGGUCUAAAGUAGUGCACUACAUAGGGAAUAGGGCUCUGGUCUAAAGUAGUGCACUAUAUAGGGAAUAGGGUGCCAUAGGGCUCUGGUCUAAAGUAGUGCACUACAUAGGGAAUAGGGCUCUGGUCUAAAGUAGUGCACUAUAUAGGGAAUAGGGUGCCAUAGGGCUCUGGUCUAAAGUAGUGCACUAUAUAGGGAAUAGGGCUCUGGUCUAAAGUAGUGCACUACAUGGGGAAUAGGGCUCUGGUCUAUAGUAGUGCACUACAUGGGGAAUAGGGCUCCAUAGGGCUCUGGUCUAAAGUAGUGCACUAUAUAGGGAAUAGGGUGCCAUAGGGCUCUGGUCUAAAGUAGUGCACUAUAUAGGGAAUAGGGCUCUGGUCUAAAGUAGUGCACUACAUGGGGAAUAGGGCUCUGGUCUAUAGUAGUGCACUACAUGGGGAAUAGGGCUCCAUAGGGCUCUGGUCUAAAGUAGUGCACUAUAUAGGGAAUAGGGUGCCAUAGGGCUCUGGUCUAAAGUAGUGCACUAUAUAGGGAAUAGGGCUCUGGUCUAAAGUAGUGCACUACAUAGGGAAUAGGGCUCCAUAGGGCUCUGGUCUAAAGUAGUGCACUACAUAGGGAAUAGGGUGCUAUUUGGGAAGCAUAUAUAGACUGCUCCUGUGGACUUCUAUGGAUACUGUCCAUAUAAAACAGCAGAUUGACGCUAGAGUCUUUGAGGGUUGGCUGCACAUUGUUUUUCAAUUCGUUUAUGCUCAGUACAUUCAUAAUGUUUAUGUAUUUGUUUCAACUAAUCUGUAUAUUCUACAUUUUUGUAUCAAAUAAAAACCUGUGCAAUAGGCUUUUAGCUUUUUCAA
Messenger RNA from Salvelinus fontinalis (brook trout), 8695 nucleotides. RefSeq names its product bone morphogenetic protein receptor type-2-like. Bases 1 to 4176 code for a protein of 1391 amino acids. The transcript is spliced from 16 exons. Lineage: Eukaryota; Metazoa; Chordata; Actinopteri; Salmoniformes; Salmonidae. Gene Ontology annotation, molecular function: ATP binding; transforming growth factor beta receptor activity. Gene Ontology annotation, cellular component: signaling receptor complex; plasma membrane. The record is from RefSeq and is a predicted model, not a curated record. Gene Ontology annotation, biological process: cellular response to growth factor stimulus; BMP signaling pathway; protein phosphorylation.